AGUCGUGUUUCUCUCUUGGGGCGUGGGAGGUCCACGCUCGCGUGUCGCGUUUGGGAACGGGGUGUAGGAAGGGAGGGUGUCUUAGUCAGACUAAGGGAUUGUCACAGUCUUGAUGCUGGUUUUAGUGGUGUCUAAAGCUUUGUAGCUGUUGAGAAAGACAGGUGAUGGGCCUGGUGUAGCUGAACUGAACAUAGCUGCUGGUGUGCUCAGUCACCAUGUCUGUCCUUCAGAAGAAACAUCCUCUGAAGACCCUGAACGGCAAUCGGCUGCUGGCGGCCUAUGGAAGCCUGUCACUGCGCCCCAACAAUGGGAAGCGGAAGUCGGCAGUGGAGAUGCUGCAGGAGACCAAGGCGUUCUACGUCAAGUCGGAGCGGGUGCUGGACUCGAAGCAGGAGAUGAAGCACGCCGACCACCUUCAGGUCACAGCUGCUCCGCUGUGUCGCGCCCCCUGGCCACCGCGGCCCUACAGCGAACCACCGCCGGAGCCGGCGCCGCCCGCGCCGCCGCCGCCGCCGCCCCGGCCGGCCGCCCUGCCGCCCCGCCUCACCCCCGAGAAGCCGCCCUGGAAAACGCCCGAGAAGGGUGUGAGGGGCGCAGCAGACAAACCGCCGCCGCUGCCCGCCAGAUCUCCCGGCUGCGCCGGCCCUGGCCGCGCGUGUCGCCUGCUGCGCGGCGAGCCGACCGUUCCGGAGCGGCGCCGAUCGGGCGACUCGGUCCAGGCUCGUCUCCGUCAGCUGCUCAGUCCGGCGGCGCGCCCUCCCUCCGACAGCGGCCGGCACAAGUCACUGCCGGACAUCAGUGCCGACAGUUCCUCCGCCUCAGCGGACAGUGGAGGAGCGUCAGAGACGGGUAGACAGAGUCGCUCGGAUGCGCGCAGUCGCGGCCGGGCCACCUCCGACUACGUGAGCCGCUCCCCGGGAUCGGCGCUGACCCCUAGUGACGGCAGACGCGACCGACGCGACGCUUACACGGACGACGGACGGGCGAGGGCCGACACGGAGGCCUGGCCCCACCGGCCCGUCACCCGCUCAAAGUCGGACGUUAGCCAUCGGUACGGGCGCGGCGCGGCCGGCGGCGGCGCUCUCGGCCUGUGGACUGCCGAGCCGCCGCCGCCGCUGCCGGCUCGCGGCGCGCGUAGGUGCUCCACUGAACUGGGCCGCUUCUUCGACCAGCUGGGUAUGGACGGCGAGCGGUUCGGUCACCUGGCCAGGGUACCCUCCGACCACUGGUCACCCCUGGAGACGCCCAGCUUCUGGGACGGCCUCUCGGAGUCGUCUCGGUCGCGCGGCCGGCGUACCAGUGUGGCCAGCGAGGCGUCCUCGGCGGCGGCGGCGGCGCGGCGGCGCGACGGUGGCGGCCUGCGCCUCCUGCCGCCCGCUGUCGCUGAGCCCUCCAUCGUGGAGAAGAACGCGCGCAUCGUCAAAUGGCUGUUCCAGUGCCGGCGCGCGCGCGACGAGUGGACGCUGGGCGUCACAUGAGGCCGGCCCCCGGCGCCGGCCCAGAUACCGGCGCCGCCCGGAUGGGAGGGCUCCUGAGUAAAGCACCGUGCACGCCCCUGAUAUUUGCGCCUGGUCGCUGGUACGGCACGCUGUCGGUGUUCGGCUCUGCUCUGCUAAUUUACUGGUGGUCGGACACGCCGGCCCGGCCACCUGUCGGUGGAACCGGUAACUACUGCUGACUAGCCUAGCCGCGGGGCGGCGCUAACUGCCAUAGCGACGGUAGCGGUAAACGUGAUCAAAGAUCUGCUUAAUGACGGGCAUAACACUGUCGUCUUUGCGCUUGUUUUGUGCACACCGGCCUUCGCUCGGACACCAUAUUUAAGUUUUUAACGCUGGAUGACCAAAUACAGAUCUUUCAAACGGUGGAGGCCGCGUAGCAUUGCGGCGAGUCAUGUGUUUUGUGUUUGUUUACAUGCGCGUGGAUGCGUGUGCGGGGCACUGCCGUGUGUGGGGAGCCAUUCCGUUGUGAUUUGUGUGGUGUUAAGGCUGUAUAAUGUAUGUGCGGCGCGGUGCUACCCGCAGACUGUGGCUAUGGCCCUAUCGUGGGGCGAUGAGCGGCUCUGGAAGACAUCGGCGGUCUUUCGUCUCCUUUCUUGUCUGUGUGGUUAUCCUAACCUGAGUCAAUCCUGGCUUUGCUGACGGUGCUACUGCUAGACAGGUGAACUGGCUCCUAUAUCUGGCUUUGGUCUACUACCACAAUAAGCUGCUGCUGGCUUUCCUGCAUUACCAGUGCAGUUACACAUGUAUGGUCAUAUCACUCACCAUUUAUCUCGAUACACUUGUAUCCAACGCAUCAGCUGGCUUUCUUCUAUUUAUCCCAUCUUCUGGUGGCAUAUACGCCCUUGCUCCCGAGUCCGAGCAACCAGUUCUCUGACGGCUCCUCGCCAGCUCCAAGCUACCAAGCUCCAAGUCUCUGCGUUUUGUCCUUCGAUACUUGUACUGCCUCUCACUAGUGUACGGACUGAGCCGGGCACCGCGCCGCGUCUGUCACCGCCGCGUCGUUUUUUGUUAUUUUUGUACCGUGAAGCCGAGCCGACCUGUGUCGUUCAGUGUGCGCGACGACGUACUGUGGGAUUGGUUCGUUUUUACCGGUGUUUGAGCUUUCUACGUGUAUCGGCGGGCGGGGUCCGCAGAACGGCGGACUGGAAUGUCUCGUGAAAUGUCGUGAGGAGGACCUCUGUGAGAAGCAGCGUCCGUACGGCCGGGCGGGCGCCGGUCAGCGUCGCAAUAUUGAAAAUACACGGAUGUAAUCUGA
Molecule: messenger RNA, 2754 nt
Organism: Amphibalanus amphitrite
Lineage: Eukaryota; Metazoa; Arthropoda; Thecostraca; Balanomorpha; Balanidae
Product: protein FAM110A-like
Exons: 5
Coding region: 216-1478 (420 amino acids)
Source: RefSeq, a predicted model, not a curated record